This is a messenger RNA of Ailuropoda melanoleuca (giant panda), 7320 nucleotides long. RefSeq names its product aldehyde dehydrogenase 1 family member L2 (gene ALDH1L2). The coding region runs from base 119 to 2890 and encodes 923 amino acids. Lineage: Eukaryota; Metazoa; Chordata; Mammalia; Carnivora; Ursidae. The record is from RefSeq and is a predicted model, not a curated record. The transcript has 23 exons. Gene Ontology annotation, biological process: biosynthetic process; 10-formyltetrahydrofolate catabolic process; one-carbon metabolic process. Gene Ontology annotation, cellular component: cytoplasm. Gene Ontology annotation, molecular function: oxidoreductase activity, acting on the aldehyde or oxo group of donors, NAD or NADP as acceptor; formyltetrahydrofolate dehydrogenase activity.
CCCACGCUCGCGGACCCAGCGAGCAGCAAUUGCGGCCCCCCCGGCGCUCACAGGCUGCAGGCCGCGUCCAGGCUGAACUCUCGCUGUCGCGCCGUCCGCCUGAGCGCUUCCUUCCAUCAUGCUGUGGAGGGGCAGCCAGGCGCUCCGGCUCUUCUCCACCGGCCAGGUUUAUUUCAAAAACAAGCUGAAGUUGGCACUCAUUGGUCAGAGCCUCUUUGGGCAGGAAGUCUACCACCACCUCUGCAAAGAGGGCCACCGAGUUGUAGGCGUGUUCACAGUUCCAGACAAGGAUGGAAAAGCUGACCCGCUGGCUCUAGCUGCAGAGAAAGAUGGGACCCCUGUGUUCAAGUUCCCCAGAUGGAGAGUCAAGGGCAAGACCAUAAAGGAGGUGGCAGAGGCCUACAAAUCUGUGGGUGCUGAGCUAAACGUGCUUCCCUUCUGCACACAGUUUAUCCCUAUGGAUAUCAUUGACAGCCCAAAGCACGGUUCCAUCAUAUAUCACCCCUCCAUCCUUCCCAGGCACAGAGGAGCCUCUGCUAUCAACUGGACUCUAAUUAUGGGCGAUAAGAAAGCUGGUUUUUCUGUUUUCUGGGCUGAUGAUGGUUUAGACACAGGACCCAUCCUUCUUCAGAGGUCAUGUGACAUUGAACCCAAUGAUACAGUGGAUGCACUUUAUAAUCGGUUUCUUUUUCCUGAAGGAAUCAAGGCCAUGGUGGAAGCUGUCCAACUCAUAGCUGAUGGAAAAGCUCCUCGGAUUCCCCAGCCGGAAGAAGGGGCAACAUAUGAAGGUAUCCAGAAAAAGGAAAAUGCUGAGAUUUCUUGGGAUCAGUCGGCCGAAGUUUUACAUAACUGGAUCCGAGGUCAUGAUAAAGUCCCUGGAGCUUGGACAGAGAUAAAUGGACAGAUGGUCACGUUCUACGGCUCAUCAUUGCUGAAAAGCUCCGUGCCUCCUGGAGAACCACUGGAAAUUAAAGGUGCCAAGAAGCCUGGUCUUGUUACCAAAAAUGGACUUGUUCUUUUUGGUAAUGAUGGAAAAGCACUGAUGGUGAGAAAUCUGCAGUUUGAAGAUGGAAGAAUGAUUCCUGCUUCUCAGUACUUUUCAGCCGGCGAGACAUCGGUGGUAGAACUUACAGCCGAAGAGGUGAAGGUGGCAGAGACCAUCAAGGUCAUCUGGGCUGGAAUUUUAAGCAAUGUCCCUGUCAUUGAAGACUCAACAGACUUCUUUAAAUCUGGAGCAAGCUCAAUGGAUGUUGUCAGGCUGGUUGAAGAGAUCAGACAGAAGUGUGGUGGGCUUCAGCUACAGAACGAAGAUGUCUACAUGGCCACCAAGUUUGAAGACUUCAUCCAAAAAGUUGUGAGGAAACUGAGAGGAGAAGAUCAAGAAGUGGAGCUGGUCGUGGAUUAUGUUUCGAAGGAGGUCAAUGAAAUGAUAGUGAAAAUGCCAUAUCAGUGUUUCAUAAAUGGAGAGUUCACAGAUGCUGAUGAUGGAAAGACCUACGAUACUAUCAACCCAACAGACGGAUCUACCAUAUGCAAAGUAUCCUAUGCUUCUUUGGUGGACGUUGAUAAAGCAGUAGCAGCCGCAAAAGAUGCCUUUGAAAAAGGUGAAUGGGGAAGGAUGAAUGCGAGAGAAAGAGGAAGAUUGAUGUACAGACUUGCAGACCUCCUGGAAGAGAACCAAGAAGAGUUGGCAACCAUUGAAGCCCUUGACUCGGGCGCUGUCUACACCCUGGCUCUGAAGACUCACAUCGGAAUGUCUGUGCAAACAUUCAGAUACUUUGCUGGCUGGUGUGACAAAAUCCAGGGUUCUACCAUUCCAAUCAACCAGGCCCGUCCAAAUCACAAUCUGACCUUCACCAGGAAGGAGCCACUUGGCGUCUGCGCCAUUAUCAUCCCCUGGAAUUACCCGCUGAUGAUGCUGGCGUGGAAGAGCGCUGCGUGUUUGGCAGCAGGCAAUACCUUAGUGCUCAAGCCAGCGCAGGUCACACCCUUGACUGCUUUGAAGUUUGCUGAGCUCUCUGUGAAAGCAGGCUUUCCAAAGGGGGUAAUCAACAUCAUUCCAGGCUCAGGUGGCAUAGCAGGGCAACGCCUUUCUGAACAUCCUGAUAUCCGCAAACUUGGUUUCACUGGGUCCACUGCUAUUGGCAAACAGAUCAUGAAGAGCUGUGCUGUGAGCAACUUGAAGAAAGUUUCCCUUGAACUUGGUGGCAAAUCCCCACUUAUAAUAUUCAAUGACUGUGAACUUGACAAGGCCGUGCGAAUGGGCAUGGGGGCAGUCUUUUUCAACAAAGGAGAGAAUUGCAUUGCAGCUGGACGGUUGUUUGUGGAAGAAUCCAUCCACGACGAAUUUGUGACAAGAGUGGUGGAAGAAAUUAAAAAGAUGAAAAUUGGUGAUCCACUUGACAGAUCUACUGAUCACGGGCCCCAAAAUCAUCAGGCCCAUCUGGAAAAGCUUCUGCAAUACUGUGAAGCUGGGGUGAAAGAAGGGGCCACCUUGGUGUACGGGGGAAGACAAGUCCACAGGCCAGGCUUUUUUAUGGAACCAACUGUUUUCACAGAUGUGGAAGACCACAUGUAUCUUGCCAAAGAGGAGUCAUUUGGGCCUAUUAUGGUCAUUUCUAAAUUCCAAAAUGGGGACAUCGAUGGAGUGUUGCAGCGAGCAAAUAAUACAGAGUACGGUCUGGCCUCAGGGGUUUUUACGAGAGACAUCAGUAAAGCCAUGUAUGUGAGCGAAAAACUAGAAGCAGGAACUGUUUUUGUGAACACGUACAACAAGACGGAUGUGGCAGCCCCUUUCGGGGGAGUGAAACAAUCUGGCUUUGGGAAAGAUUUAGGGGAGGAAGCUCUAAACGAAUACCUCAAAACCAAGACGGUGACGCUGGAGUACUAGGGCCGUGCCAUCUUCGGGAACCCUCGGCAGCACCACUCCUGAUCCCUCAACGCCCUUCAGAAGCCCGGUGCGCUGAGGGACGAGGGACCAGCCACGAGCCGGAAAACGCACACACGGACCAUAAAGUGGGUCAAGGCCACAUGUCCAAGCAUUUACACCCGUGCCUAUUUUCUGAUACACCUUUUAUACUUUAAAACGAUUUGUAGUUGUUGGGGGUUGACUACGCUGUAUAUCCCACAUGUUUCUAAACCGCCAAGUUGCUUUUCCUCCUCCCCAACACUAAUCUAGCCACUGUCGUUCAUCUUGAAAAAUGCAUCAGGCCGUUAUAAUGCACAUGGUGCGUUUGGGGGAAACUUCGCAUAACAUGUGUAGGUUUUAACCUCUGAACUCUACCUAUGGGGCUAUUUAAAAAGAUUUUCUAUAAUUUUGCUCUCAAGGAACAGCAUAUCCCGUAAGGAAUGUGAAGCAAAUUCCUUUUUUUUUUUUAUAUUUGGAAAUAAGAUACAUCUUUGUGCCUUUUGAUGUUCUAUUUUCCACCUACUGUGAUGGACAAGCAACGCAAAACAGUGCUUGAGUACUUACUAGGUAUGGGGUACUAUGUGAUGUUCUGAGGACAUUUACCAUAGACAUACACUUACCGUAGAAUUCAAUGACAUCAGCUCUGGCCCCAGAUAGCUUAAGUUCUAAUAAAUAGCUUUUAAAAAGUGAAUUUUACGGGGUGAUAUAGAGUGUAAAUGGCCUUUGGAGGCUGGUCUUGGUUCAUAUCCUACCAUCUUGCCAUGUGACUUGGGGAAACUUCCUCAACUUCUCCCAGCCUCAGUUUCCUUAUCUGUCAAAUGGGGAUAGUAAUGCCUUCCUCAGGAGAUUUAUUCUGAGGAGUCAGUGCAAUAACAGCAGCACCUUGCAUUGUGCUAUGUUCAGGGUCCUCGAGAAAAAAUCAACUUUGCUUCCCCCAUCGCUAUUUUAAAAAUAUAUCGAGACAAACUAACUAGAUGACUUAAUUUCCCUACAGUCCUUUUCAGGAGUCACUGAUUCCUACACUCUGUUAUUCUGACACGGUGCUUGACGCAGCAGCGCUGGAAAAGGCCAUAUCAUGAAAAAUAGCAAUGGUACGAGGGAAAGGAUCGCUCUUCCUUUGGCAGCUCAUUUGUUCUUCAUUGAACAUCUCGUUUUCCACUUUUCUACCUGCCGAUUCCGCUGUGUGACCACUGGUUGGGUGAUCUUAGGCAAGUUAGUUACCUACUGUCUCAGAGCCUUGGUAUCUAUAUAAUGGGGAUAAAGUCCCUGUCUCACGAGGUGUUGGAAGGAUUCAAUGGGAUGAUAUGCUUCACACACCUGACAAGCUGUUUGGACCACACAGUCUGCUGCGCCCAAGAAAUGGGAAUUAGUACAAUCCAUGCAGGACUCACAAAAUUGACUGUUGUCAGACAAAAAUAGGUGAGUAAAUUACCACCAUCCACAUGUGACGAGAAGGUGAGAUCCUGAACCGCAGUGUUAUCGGAGGAUGGUCUGGGCAAUGAACUCCCACUACUCCUCCUUUUAAAGUAACAUUUCAGUAAACACUCCUAUCUCUGACUUUGAAGAAGCCCUUAGCGAACACUUGGCACUUUAGAGACUCAGCAGCUUGUCAUAAAGGGAAUGUGGGGAACCAAUUAACAAACAACGACAAAACCAGAGGCAGAAAACAUCCAAAGGGAAGAACACCAGGUGUGAUCCUGGCAUGCUCAAGAGAGUAUAUUUUGCCUGUGAGCAUUUUUUAUUACACAAUAGCUCAUUUACCAUCAGAGUCGGGCACAGCUGAAAUUCUAAAUUGGAAUGAAUAUUCUCUGAGUCCAAAUUGACAGCUCAUAUUUGAAUUAAAUGACAAAGGCCUUAUUAUAAAGGAACCACUUUUAAAUGCAGCCUUUUAACAGAUUUCAUAUGAACUAAAAUAUCACUUUACCAAAAAUUUUUUUAAAAGAUUUUCUCUAUUUAUUUGACACACAGAGAGAAAGCACACAUUCAGGGGGAGAGGCAAAGGAAGAGGGAGAAGGCUUCCUGCCGAGCAGGGGCAGGACUCGGGGCUUGACCCCAGGACCCUGAGAUCAUGACCUGAGCUGAAGGCAGACGCUUAACCAGCUAAGCCACCCAGGCUCCCCCGAAUAUUUUAAUGAUAGAUAAAAUGGCAAACAAAACCAUGUCCGUCUCUUCUGGACUGAUUUUACCGCCUAUUACGUAUCUCAGUAGCAGUGUUUUUCAUCUUCUUUGGGCCACACACCUCUGAGAAUCUGCAAAAAGCUGUGGAGCCCUUCUGUGCCAUUUCUACCCAAAUUCCCGCACGCAUACCUAAUUCUGCAAGUAUCUUCAAGGGAUUCGCAGAUCUCCUAAAGCCCAUGCUUGGAGAUUAACAGCUUCUUCCAUAGCACGUUCUAAAGUUCCUACUGGCUUGAGUCUUUGUAUUUGACUGCUGAUCAGAAUCAAAGGUUCCAUGGAAUUCACAAAAUGACAGUGAAUUUUAAUUGGAACAUAAUGACCCACAGCCUACCAGGUGAUUUAAUUAACACAGGGAAUAAUUAGAUUAUCGCUAUUCUGGGCGCCUGGCUGGCUCAGGUGGUGGAGCAUGCAACUCUCGAUCUUGGGGUCGUGAGUUCGAGCCCCAUGUUGGGCACAGAGAUUACUUAAGAAAACAUUUCUUUUUAGAGAUAAUCACUAUUCUUUCGGAUCACAGAUUAUUUUGCUAAAGAAUAAAGCUGUGAUCUGAUUGUUACCUGCAUGGGGAGAUGUGGACACUCCAAGUGUGUCUUCUGAUCCUCUUCUGCUUGCCUUGGCUAAAGCAGUCACCUUUUGCUCCCACACCCUUUGUGGCUUCCUACCCCCAGCUUGGUUUGAGGGUCUCUCCUCUAAGCUCUCACUUGUCAGGAACACAGUACUUAUCACUUGGUGCUAAAAUUUUCUGCCUUCCUAAUCAGAUAGGAGCACCCCUUUUCCACCCCAGGAUUGGCCUUUUUUUGGUCAACAGUAACCACAGCUAUCAUGUAUCAAGGGCCUCCUGUGUGCUAGACACUCUAGCAAGCACUUUGUAAAUGCCGUCUUGUUUAAUCUUCACAACAUCUGAGAAAAAUGAGUAAGUUGAGGGGCCCUUCUUACCAGCUCCCUGACUACCGACCCAGCCUCACCGCUGAUUCUGGUUACGCCCGGGGCCCCCAACCUGCCUUCCUCAUUCCUCCCUGUGUGGAUCAGUUCGAAGUCUCAGUGAGAUGCUGUCACUCCUUGCUCUGCCCAAACCUUCCAAUGGCCCCCAAUUUGAUAAAGUCAGGUGUACUUACUGGGGUCUACGAAGUCCUGUCGAUCUUGCUCCUGGCUCCCUCGAACGUCGUCUCCUAUGAACAUCCCUCUUGUUCUGCCUGGCCACCCGGCUGCCUUGAUGUUCCUCGAACAGACAAGCAAACUCUUACCUCAGGACCUUCGCAUUUACUGUUCCUCUUCCCAGUGGCGUGCUGGUAAAUAUUUAUCAAAUGGUUCUCGGGGGGAAAAGACUCCUGGAGCGGUUGCUAACGUCUGUGUAGAAAUGCUGUCAUCAAGGCUGAUGGCAAACUACAGAUGUGUGCGGUCUGAGUACGUGCAGUCAGUGCCGGCACACCAGUGCCUCUUCCUGCAGUCAGACCUCAUCUGCCCUGUCAUUAUGUAGUCUUCUUAUCCUGCCUUAUUUUCAUAGCAUUUAUCACAACCGGGCCCCUUUAUUUAUUGUCGGUCUCUCCCCAUCAGAACGCGAACUUCACGAACAGGUGCUUCUUUGUUCAGUGCUGCAUCGGCAACGCCUAACAUGUAGAAGGAGCUCAACAAAUAUUUGCUAACAAAAGAGGUCAAGUGACCUACCCAAAUCACACAGCUGUUAAGUGGCAGAAGAGGCACCCUUGGCAGAGAAGCUGGGGGCCUUAACCAAGCUGGAUGGCUUUUCCUGCCGAGGCCUACAUCAGGGCCCGGGUGGUGAACAGCAGCACACACCGAACAUCUGUCACCGUCUGCAAGAGCUGUGGUGCAAGUGGCCGGCGACAGGGUGAACAGCUGAACCGGUUCCCCCAUACCUGCCCUCCAGGAAAGGAGAGCUGUAGAGGGGAAGCUGGGCUGAAGGAGAUUCUCGGAUAUGAGACAUGGUGGAUGGGGUGAUUAUCAUCGCUGUUAUGCAAAUAAUACCCUAGUGGAUUUUUAAAAUGAUUCAAUAAUACCUAAUUAUGUAAAAAUAUAUAAAAUCAGAAGGUAAGAUUCCACUAUAAACUCUCCACACAGAAAGAACCACAGGCAUUUGAGAUUGUUCCAGACUUUUCCUAUGAAUCUGUAUUUUACAGAAUUACUAGAAUACCGUACGUAACUUUGUUACCUGCCUUUUGCAAUUAACAAUAUACAAGCAUCUUUCUGUGUCAAUAAACAUACUUCUUCCUGUGUUCAGUGGC